Molecule: messenger RNA, 5213 nt
Organism: Astyanax mexicanus (Mexican tetra)
Lineage: Eukaryota; Metazoa; Chordata; Actinopteri; Characiformes; Acestrorhamphidae
Gene: iars2
Product: isoleucyl-tRNA synthetase 2, mitochondrial
Exons: 24
Coding region: 146-3250 (1034 amino acids)
Biological process (GO): isoleucyl-tRNA aminoacylation
Cellular component (GO): cytosol
Molecular function (GO): ATP binding; tRNA binding; isoleucine-tRNA ligase activity
Source: RefSeq, a predicted model, not a curated record
GAAACAGUGUGAGUGUGUGAGUUCCGUGUGGGAGAGGUCGUGGUAAACAGUUCCGCGCGCUCCGCGUGUUUGGAUGGUCUAAGCGGUAAAGCCGCUGUUUCGUGACCCCGCGCGCUGCCAGACUCCGUUCGCCGCUCUCCUCAUUAUGCUGCUGUGCGGCGCUCGGGCGCUGCGGGAGGGCGUGGCCCGCUGCGGGCUCUCUCUCCGGGGAGGGGUGCCGCUCCGGCCCGCGGUCUCCUUCACCCAGACCCGCGGGCGCUCCGCCGCUCCGCCCGGGGACGCGGCUCGGGCUGCCGGGAGCAGCAGCCAGCCGGGAGACCACCGGCACACCGUGCUGCUGCCCCGCUCCGCCUUCCCCAUGAAGCUCAGCGGCCCCGAGCUGCUGAACCUGGAGCUGCGCAUCCAGCAGGAAUGCAGCUUCGAGCAGUUGUACUCCUGGCAGAGAGAGAGAAAGGCUAAGAAGGAGUUUUGUCUUCACGAUGGACCUCCCUAUGCUAAUGGAGAUGCUCAUGUUGGUCAUGCUCUCAACAAGAUCUUGAAAGACAUCCAUAAUCGUUUUGAAAUGCUGAGAGGGAGAAAAGUGCACUAUGUCCCUGGCUGGGACUGUCACGGACUGCCCAUCGAGCUGAAAGCACUGGGGGAGCUGCAGGCCAAAGAUAUGACACCUCUGCAGAUCAGACAGAAAGCGCGUGAGUUUGCAGAAGAAGCUAUAGCACGUCAGCGGGCAGCGUUCCAGCGCUGGGGUGUGAUGGCCGACUGGGAGAACUGUUACUACACCUUUAAUGGGCAGUAUGAGGCUGCACAGCUGCGGGUCUUCGAGGACAUGCACAGCAAGGGUUUGAUUUACCAGGACUACAAACCAGUCUUUUGGUCACCGUCAACCAGGACGGCGCUGGCAGAAGCUGAGCUGGAGUAUAACUCUGAGCAUGUGAGCAAGGCUGUGUACGCUACUUUCCCUCUGACCACCCCUCCAUCUAAACUAGCAGUAGGCUUAGAGGCAGCUGAUAAAGUGUCUGUGCUGGUUUGGACGACGCAGCCGUGGACAAUUCCAGCAAAUCAGGCCAUCUGCUUCAUGCCCAAAGCCCAGUAUUCUCUGGUGAAGAGAGCAGAUAAUGAGCAGCUCCUGCUAGUGGCUACAGAACGCAUUACCAGUCUGACCUCUGCACUUGGCACUAAUCUGCAGAGCCUGGGAACUUUCACAGGUUCGGAUCUGGAGGGUGGAGUCUGCCAGCAUCCCACCAUCUCUGGAAAAGAGGUGCCACUGUUGCCGGCUAAUCAUGUGACCAUGGCCAAAGGAACCGGAUUGGUCCACACUGCUCCUGCUCAUGGCAUGGAGGACUACAGCGUGGCCACUCACUUCCAACUGCCUGUGGAGUGUAUGGUGGACGAAGAAGGAAAGUUUACGGAGCUGGCUGGAGUUGAUCUCCAGGAGCAGUCUGUGUUUGAGGAAGGCACUUCUACAGUGAUCUCAAUGCUGCGGGCCGCUGGUGCGUUGGUGAAAGAGGAGGAGUGUGUGCACAGUUACCCGUACGACUGGCGGAGUAAGAAACCAGUGAUAAUUCGAGCCAGCAAGCAGUGGUUCAUCAACACAGCCAGUCUUAAAGACAAGGCCAAGGAAGUGCUGCAGAAGGUUCGGGUCAUGCCAGAGUCAGCAAGGGCCAGUCUCUUAGCCAUGCUGGACAGACGGACGUACUGGUGCAUCUCCCGCCAGAGAAGCUGGGGAGUCCCCAUACCAGUCUUCUAUCACAAACAGACUGGAGAGCCACUCAUAAACAAGCACACAGUGGCUCACAUAGCCAAAGUGUUUGCGGAGAAAGGAAGCGACAGCUGGUGGGAGGAGCCUAUAGAAACACUGCUUCCCCCAGAUGUGCUCAAGAAGAGCAAAGCAGGUGCAGUGACGGAUUAUGAGCGUGGGGAAGAUGUACUGGACAUCUGGUUUGACAGUGGUACAUCCUGGGCUGCUGUACUGCAGGCGGGUGAGGAAGAAGCCUCGUCCACACAGACCAAGCGAGGAUGGUUCAGUCGAUCCAGUACCGCAGUACAAGAGGCUGAGCCGCGUGCAGAUGUCUAUGUGGAAGGGAAGGAUCAGAUUGGUGGCUGGUUCCAGUCGUCUCUGCUGACCAGCGUGGCUGUGCGCAACAAAGCCCCCUACAAAGCUCUUGUGGUCCACGGCUUUGCUCUCAGUGAGAAAGGAGAGAAGAUGUCUAAGAGUCUUGGUAAUGUGGUGGAUCCUGAUGUCGUCAUCAACGGAGGAACGGAUAAAGCAGCCUCUCCUGCUUAUGGUGCGGAUGUGUUGAGGUGGUGGGUUGCAGAAUCCAACGUGUUCUCUGAAGUUCAGAUCGGCCCCAAAGCUCUGAACUCAGCCAGAGAGAACAUUAACAAGUUGAGGAACACUCUGAAGUUCUUGCUGGGGAAUCUGCAGGGUUUUGAUCCUCGUACUCAGGCUGUGGACCCCAAAGAAAUGCACUACAUAGAUCAGUACCUGCUGCACCUGCUCCGGGAGUACAGCAUCAAGGUAACUGAUGCCUAUAACGAGUUUGAUUGUGGUCGAGUGAUCCGCCUACUCCAGGCCUUCAUCACCCGAGACCUUUCCAACUUUUACUUCAGCAUCAUCAAAGACAGGCUGUACUGCGAUGCUGAGAACUCUGUGGGUAGGAGGUCGUGCCAGACGGCUCUAGAAGAGAUUUUGGAUGGUGUCACGCGAUCCAUUGCCCCCAUCCUGCCUCAUCUGGCAGAGGAGGUGUAUCAGCAUGCCCCUGGACACGAUGAAGGAGAGACUCUGUUCCGGAGCGGCUGGGUUAAAAGCAGCUCUGUGUGGAGGAAGCCAGGAUUGGAGGAGGCAGUGGAGGGGGCGUGUGCUAUCAGAGACUCGUUCCUAUCGUCUAUCCCAGGACGCAACGCAGUAGAGUACGACCUCACCAUCGCUAUCGAGCCUGGUCUUCUCUUUGAGCUCAUGGAGUCUCUGCAGGAGGAGCCCACAUCCACCUGCUCUCAGCUGACGGAGCUGAUGAUGGCAUCUCGCACCACGCUGACCAGCACUCUCCCCAGGGACCUGCCUUCUGAUGCCAUCACCAACAGUGGGAGCUUCCUCAUCAACCUGGAGGGUGGUGUUAUCCGUGAGGACAGCACAUAUGCCAUAGCAGCAGUGCCCAUCUCUCUCUCCCGCUGUCCACGAUGUCGCCGUUACACGUCAGAUACUCCCGAAUGUCUCUGUCCGCGAUGCCAAACUGUCCCCGGACACUCCCAGUAGAUGCCUGACGUCUCAAUGACUAUCACCUGCCUGCUGCUCCGGUCACGACAGUCAGUCUGCGGAAACGAGGGCUACUGUGGACCAAUAAGAACUGCUCAGCUUUCCUUACUACUACUUCCUUAUUAUUCUGCACUGUUUCUGAUGUGGAGCUGGUUAUGGACAAGGCCUUGGGUGGGUGUUUGAGUAAUGCAGCAGAACUUACAGUGCAUAACUUUCAGUAAUAAUAAUAAACAGUAAUAAAUAUUCAUUUAAAGAUCUUUAUUUGGUCAGCCAGUUUUGGGCACCUUUAUGAAGCAUCAAAUUCUUAAUUAUUGUUUAUUCUAAUGUUAAAUUCUGUUUUUACAAGCAAAAAUAACUGGCCAAAUAUAUUGUUUUAUAGUAUAUACACAUAUAACAGGACAUCAUACGCACAAAAAGAAUCUGACAUUACUCAAACACAUUCAGUGUGUUGACAUAAAACUGGUUUUGGGAGUAUUUAUUUAGGAGGUACCGUUCCAUAAGGCAAUUUACACUCAACGAGUUCAGAGAAAGUCAGCCAUCAGUGAAAUCAACUGAAAAGCUACUGACCAGCAGCAAGUUUCCCAAAAGCCUCUGGGGAAAAAAUGAGUGAAAGAUUAUUAUUAAAUGCUUUACUCUAAACUAGGGCUGGGCGAUAUUGUAGGCUAAUAUUGUAUCAUUAUAUUUAAUAUCAUUAAAAUAAAUAUCAUUGAAAUAAACAGGACUAAUUCCAUUUUGUUCUGUAAUAAAAUGUGCAGUUGGUCAAUGUUUUUUAUGCAUUGACAACAUGCAAGAUAUGCUCAGGAAAAUAUUAUUAUUAUUAUAUAUCACUGCUGUCCAAUGAAAAACAGGUAUCUCCAUUUUUGCCCAUUUUUAGUUUCCAUCAUCAAUUGAACCAUGUAGCUGAUUGGUAUACUAUGUAAAUAAUUCUGGAUGAAUGGACCACUAGAAUGGCUCUAACAUAAAAUUAAAAACUUUCAUUUUACGCUAACUUCUAUUCAAAGAACAUUUUUGCCUUCUCCUUUAAAUUUACUAUUUUGACGAUACCAUUUUUCUUAAUUGGACAGUGACGAUAUAUUAUGUAUCACAAAAAAAAAUCAUCAUCAUAUGAUAAAAUGUUGCAAUAUUGCCCACCCUUACACUGUUUAUACUUCCUCUCAAUUUAAAGGAGAACUCCGGUGUGAAAUGUGAUUAAAAAGUACCUAUCUUUGCUAAAUAGCCCACAUCUAUUCUCCCGCAGCUUUCUGAGAUCCUGUAUAUUUGUGCACUUGGUUAAAACAGGCUAGAAUGUGUUUUAACAAGGCAUGUUUUGCCCCUGCAAAUAAAUUCGCUUUUUCGACCGUUAUCCAGGCUCAAAGUAGCUUCACACCUCAUUGGUGGACUUUGGAGAGUCUUGUCCUUUAAAACGAGGCAUUAAGAACUUUAAAAGUAAACAAGAAGUGUAUUAAAAGCCACUGUUCACAUCACAUAGCGUAGCUAAAUCUCAGAGUGCCGACAUCUUAAAAAAAUAUAAAGUCAUGAUCAGUAGAGUGAAGAGCACCAAAAAUUAUUUCACACUGGAGCUCUCCUUUAAGAAGAUUCUAAUAUUUCAGGGCUUUUGGGAAACUGUGCCCAGUGAAGACAGAAUGUAUAUACAUGUCACAUGUCAGUGUGUGUGUGUGUGGGUGUAAGAAUGAGUGUGGGUGUAAGAGAACGAGAGACAUUAAACCGAACAGAGAAUAAAGGCAUGUUUCUUCCAGACAGGUUUUAUAGUUUGUUUUAUUGAUAUAAUUCCUAAAGCCAUGGCAGAGGUUCCUCCUUAAAGCUGUGUAAAUGUGUUUGAGUUUAUUAAGAGAGAAAAGUGUGUUUAAAGAUUUGCAGAAAACAAAAAUAUCUCUUUACUUAUGAAUGAGAAAAUGCUUUGUACUGUCUGACUGUUUAUCCUUGUACACAAAGCAAAACAGAAUAAAGGCACACAUGAAGGAUG